AUGUGUCUCAACAACCUUCCUCCCGAGGUCCUCUAUGACAUCGUCGCCACCGUCGUCGUCGACCACAUCGACUGCGCCAUCGCCUCUCCUCCCCGACACGCUUGGCUCCACCGGUACCCCGCCAUCCAGAUCGAGUAUGUCCGCCGUAAUGUCCUCGCGCGGCGCCAGCGCCUCGGUCUCGGCCCCAUCAUUAUCUCUAUUGGUUCCGAGAAGACCGAGUGGUCGGACUUUCCCGAAGACAAGUUCAAUCUCAUCGUGUUGCUCGCUCUUGAGGUCUUUGGACCCGACCUCACCAACGCUCCUCUACUCCCGCCUGGUGCGCUCGAUUUUCUUGAUCGCGCCAACGAAGAAGACCAGGACGAGUGGACCGACACGGACGAUGACGCGGACGACGAAGGUUCAGACAUCGCCCCUCCCACCCGUCGGACGGUACCGUCCUCCCGACCUGCGGCUGGAAUUCCGCCUUGGGCGAACUCCUCUGCUACAGGAUCCUCUGCUGAAGAAUUCUCCGACGACGAAGACAACGACUCCGAUAUUGAUGACGGGGAAGAAGACAGGAAGUUCGAGGCGUUCGAGGCGACUGAGAAGAAGGAGCUGCUCCCCAAGAACCAGAUCGCGCCGCUUCUUGGGGUGAAUGGCUAUGUCCGAGAGACGACGCUGAGGGUCAUCCACGAUACCUUGGGAGUGAAGAAGACGCGAGGAUCGAAAGCCAGCAUCCACAAGAAGAUUAUUGCAGUUCUCCGCGAGCUCCGCUGGACCUACCGCAUCGCGCACACUCCUCCCUUCCAUUGUGGCGACCUCGUCGCUGCCUAUAAAGGGCCAGUCACUCCCUUCGUCGAUGCCUAUCUCGGCCUCUCGCAAGCGGGGUACUGUCUGCGUAGCAUGAAGAGAUACAGCAGCGCCAUGAAGUCGCCUUUUGCAGCAGCAGCCGGCUUGACCGAUUUCGGUUUCCAGUUUAUAUUGCAGACGAUGAAGGCAACUAGGGACAUCGAUCUCACUAUCUCACAAUCUGUGCUUCGCACUCGGGUCUCUCAGAGGGCUUACAUAUACCAUACGCAGUUCAGGCUCUGGAGAAGGCUUGUAGGACAUGGAACCAAGAUUGCAGACGCCUACGAGGCAGCCAUACAGAGAUCCGAGCGCAGGCGUCUGGUCUUUACCGUGAACGCCGACAAGUGUGCCACCCUCCAGCAAGUUCUUCGCAACUUGGUCGUCUUCGAACAGAAAUAUGCGACCCAGGAAUACUUCGACGUUUUUCCCCGUGUUUUGAUCAAGAUGUCCGGCAUCAGGCUCAUUCUUAAGCACCUCGACGGGCUCCGCGUCGUCAACAGCAUCAGAGAGAACGAAGCUGCCUUGGCGAUCGUUCGCGAGGCCACCGAUGUCUUGAAGACCUGGAGGCGCAAGUGCAAGGCGAAGACCUCUUUCUACGCCGUUUUGAACUCUGGCAUAAGGAAGAUAUGGUUCGAGGGCGGGAAAGUGAUGGAGAGCACCGUUGUUUAA
Messenger RNA from Cyclocybe aegerita, 1497 nucleotides. The record is from the annotation of a GenBank genome assembly. NCBI's taxonomy places the organism in Eukaryota, Fungi, Basidiomycota, Agaricomycetes, Agaricales, Hemipholiotaceae.